CACACAAGCAUACACAAACACGCAUUCACACACACUCUGCGAGCUCUUCUCCGACAGAGGGGAGAGAGGGGAUAAACAGAGGGAGAGACUAUAGGAACGCAGCGGCUCGUGUGUGUGUGCGCGUGUGUGUUUGUGUGUGAAGGUACGCUCGCUCGGUGGUAGAAACGACUGGCGGGGCGGAUAUGGAGGGGCUCGGGAGAAACGCUGGGAACUGACCGAGAACCGAGACGAAAAAUAGGGAAAGAAAGAAGAGAGAAAAGAGGACGGACGGACGGACAGUACGGAAAGAAGGAAGGAAGGACGGAAGGAGAGGAGGAGAGAAGUCUGACAGAGGAGAGGAAGACUGUGAAGAAGGGGCUCGUCUGGCUGUUCUGGAACACAGAAAGAUCCUAAGGAGUGAGCCUUGGGCUGGAUGGGACCCACCAUGCCCCCCAGUAAGAAGGCCCAAAGCCCCAGUAGUGGCGCCAGUGCCUCGCAGGGUAUGAGCCCGCCAUACCGACAAGGGGACGCCGCCACGGCAGCAUCCGAGGCCGAGGCAGCCGACCUCUCGCUGUCCCUGUCCGCCUCCUUCUCCAAGGCUGAGGACGAGGAGCUCACCAGCCUCUCCUGGCUCCACGAGAGCACCGACCUCCUCAACAGCUUCAGCCACUCGGGGCUUCGUAGCGUCUCCCCCCUGCAGGACCCCGACGGUCAGCACUCGCGCUCGCCCUCCUCCUCGUCUCCUUCCCUGGAAGACGCUUUGCUCGGCGACGCACAUUCGGCGUACGACUUGGCGGCGGGAGCCAACAGAAAACCGCCGUACUCCUUCAGCUGCCUGAUCUUCAUGGCCAUCGAGGACGCGCCAAACAAGCGGCUGCCGGUGAAGGAUAUCUACGGCUGGAUCCUGGAGCACUUCCCUUACUUUGCAAGCGCCCCCACAGGCUGGAAGAACUCAGUGCGCCACAAUCUGUCGCUCAACAAGUGCUUCAAGAAGGUGGACAAAGACCGGAGCCAGAGCAUAGGCAAAGGCUCUCUGUGGUCCAUAGAUCCCGAGUACAGACACAACCUGAUCCAGGCGCUGAAGAAGACGCCGUAUCAUCCUUACUCACCCGGCCUGGCCACCCCCUCCACCUCCCCACCCACCCUGCCUCAGACAUUUCACCACAGUCCUCCAUUGUGGUCGGGAAGUCCCCUCUUCAGAAAGAACGGAGGAGUUCUCCUACAAGUUCCCCGUGGUGUGAUCCAAAAUGGCGCCCGUAUCCGUAGCCAGGCACUCUUCCCUGUGAUAAGACCCCUACCUGUAAGCCCUGUGGGGAGCAGAACCUCAGCCAUAAGAUCAUCCCUGGGAGAUUAUCUAAGCCGAGGACAGGACAGCCCGUCCCGCUACUCCCCGCCGCUCUGCAGCGAGGACCUCCAGGACGACCACACUUACAGCACCGCCAAAUCCCCCAGCAGGCUUUGCUCCCCUUCCUCCGGGAUGGACGACGACGACGACGACAUCAUCGCAGUGGAGAUCCAAUCGGACGUCAAACCCGAGCCCCGGGAGAUCCCGCUAGAUUCUCACAUCACCUCCGCCGCCGCCGCUGCUAACUACAUUUCCCAGCAGUCCCUGCGCGGACAGAGACGUAGCUCGGGGCCGGGCGCUGGGACUCUGGCAGGGAGCAGUUUGUGGACCAAAAACCGAGCGAGGGGCAUUAGCGACACGCUGCCCCUGAAGAAGCGGCGCGCGGCGGCGGUGGAGAAGCCGCCGGAGAGCGACGACGAGGAGAUGAAGGAGGCGGCAGGGUCACUGCUCCACCUGGCGGGGGUCCGAGCCUGCCUCAACAACAUCACAAACCGCACCGCCAAGGGCCAGAAGGAGCAGAAAGAGGCCCUGAGAAACUAACACACACGUAGUCACGCAAAACGGACGCCACACACACACACACACACACACACACACACACACACACACACACACACACACAUGAACACACAUACACAAAUAGGUCAACAGGUAACUACAGCAUUAGUCUCUACGGACAAGUCUCAUCUCCCUCUUUCUAUCUGCAGGGCAUUAGGUGAAUCCUACUUAUUUGUGGCAAUAUCAAAAAUCUAUGUUUUCCUACAUGUUCAGCAACACUAACAUCGAUGGGUAUUUCUCAUGUGUCUCUGUUGUUUUCGUUGUUUAAAAAGGGGAUGAAAGCCAUAAAAAAAACCACAACAACGCAUGUUUUGUCACUAAUUUGGACGACGCGACAAAACCAAAUCACAUUGAGGAGCGCGCAGUGCACGAACACAAAGGAUGGCUGUUUGUCUUACCUGUUUGUUUCUAUGUGAAUCUGUAGCAAUUUCGCAGUGAUGCCAGCAAAAAAAGACGACGGCAGCGGAGCCUUUUUCAAAAUCGAGACUUGGCGCUCUUCCCCGGGACGCUCGCUCGCAUCACUUCUCCGACAUCCACGAGCACAAAUGUGAGACUGUGCCAAAGAUAAAGCGACCAGGUUGCUUCAUGUAGCCGAUUACGACAGCUGACAAAAAAUGAAAAAAUAUAAAGAAGGCAUAGCGGUAAAGAAGAGCUAAGGGAGGACGACCUAAAGCGUCAAAAAUAAUUGUAAAACCCAAUGUGAUAUAUAUUCAUGCACUUAAGAUUAUUUAACACCACUUAUAAUAGAAGCAUCAUGGGGUUUAUUUCAAGAGCACUCAUAGUAUUUAAGAAUAGAUAUUUUAAAAUGAAAAAAAAAUGGUCAUGUUUAUCACCAUAGAGAUGGAUAGUGUGCCGGGUCUGAGGCAAUAUCUCCUUCAUUUUGUUGUUGUUGUUGCAUAAUGUAAAACGUCCCUGAAUCUUCCCCAGUACUUCUGUCCAUAGACGUAGACACUUGGUAUAGAUAUGGUAGCUACCAGUUAGCUACAACCACCUUCCUAUUCAUUUGACAAUGUCAAAGAAACUAUAUACAUGAACUGUGGGUUUUUAGAUUUCUGUUUGUGUCUGUUUACCCUCACUCUUCCCUCAUAAAGAUAUAAGCAAUUUGUCCCACGCGGGCAACUCUGUAAAAAGGUUAGAAAAUAUUUUAUUUUUUUCCUUUCUUAAUUGAAGCAAUUUGACCUGCAGGACUUUCUCAGUUAUAUUGCAUGGGUGCUUGUAAAUAAGAUAAAAAGCAAAUCUUUUUUAUUCAAAGAUCAUGUAAGAUAAACAAUGUAUUUAGCAUGAAGCAUGACUUAUUUUCAUAUAAACCUUGAUCCUAGAGGAAAGAAAAAAAGUUUUGCCGCCAAUUCUUAUACCCGUGAUUAUAAUGGAUUUAUUUUCUUUGUUUUUUUGUUUAGUUUGAAUCUUUUUGGGUUCUAUUUUUCCUCUGAGCGGGCUUUCAAAGACACGUCUUCAGGGAGGAGCGGGGGGGAUCACUCUGCACCUCUCGGGCUUCGGGUUCAGGCUCUGUAGGCCAGCUGGAUCACCUCUUAGGGGUGGGCUUCCGUCUUCUUCUGCCUGUACAGUGAUUUUUAGGUGUUCAAUGUUAACCCCAGUGUUAUUUCAGAACACAUCUGUAGAGUGUGUGAGUUUGUUUGUGUGCCCAGGAACACACACCCUUUAACAUUGUGCCUGCCUGCCUGCCUGCCCUCAGUACCUCUGUCGUCAUGUCCCCCCCGACAUGUCAGAACGUUUCACGUCUUUAUUUAUAACAGUAUUGUUUACUUUUUCUCUCCUGUGUGUAAAUGUACAUGUGUCCUUAUUUUCCCAUCGGCAUAGUCAGUGUAAAUGUUUGGAUCGGACGGGCAUGGGAAACUUUGAAAGAACCUCAUAUCUCCAAACGUAGGUGUUGAAAAGAAAGAGGAAUGUAGGAGAUGGCAUCGUUUUUUUUAAUUUACAAACAGUAUUGUACCCUUUGAUUAAAGGACUCACUUGUGGAUGUCAAGCUUGUAUACAUAUCUAUCUCAAGAGCUCUGUCUGGAGGUGUUUAUUUAAAUAUAUGUUGCCAAUCUACAAGACAAUAUCAUGGAAAUCCACAAGGGUCAGUUGGGGGCUUUGACAUUUUUGCAUCAGAAGUGAUAUAAAUACCACACUGCCAUAGAGUGGUGCGGUGAUGACGUAUUUCUGUAGGCCGACCGGGAAGUCAUAGCAAGGGCUCCCUCGACAAAAAACAAUAGGAUGUUUCCAUUGGAUUGUGGAAUAUUGCAGAAAAUAAGAUCUUUGGCAAACACACAUUUAUGAAAUGUAUAAUUUUUGUUGAGCAGUAUUAUCUCUACAAAUUAACACCCCUUUGAUGAUUUUUAGAGCGUAAAUUAAGUAAAAUGCCAACGUUAUGCUAUAAAGAAAACUACAUCACGCUCGCAUGACUUUACUUCACUACCGCUAAGCUAACGGCGGCUAACGUUCGACCUGAUGACGAUUUGUAGUUUUUUGUUUUAAAGAAAUCGCAAUUUUUACGACACCAGUCGGGUUUUUUCUGACUUAUUUUAUGUCGUAAAACACAACCUGAACAUCUCUUAAGCUUGUGUUUACCACAGAUCUUAUUUUAGGCAUCCAAAAACACGUUCAAAAAGACGUUGACUUCCAGACGAGGGAAUCAAAAAUGCGAACUCAAUCCUGGGUUUAAGGACUCAUUCCUGCACCACUCUAUUAUUCCGCAAACAGUAAUGCAUAAAGUAUUAAAUCCCCUCCACUUGCAGCUUUUCAGGAUAAAAUCAGGCUGGGUUUGGUUGUAGCAGCAGUCACAAGUUUUAUUUUGUUUUCUUUGUCGAGUGAUAGUCAGCGAGCCAAGCAGGCAAACAAAUGCAUGUCCCAUCCUCCGGUACAGUCUUUUGCCACCUGUAGCAUGCAUCACUGGCUUCGCAUUUUGUAUGGUAUCCAUGCCGACAUAUUAAAAAAAGGCUAAAAGGAGACACUGUCUUGUUGUGUGUUCUGAUAUCUGUCAUUGAGUGCUCCCGCGGCCCAGGUCAAGCACUCUGCUGUAUUUGUGGCAACAAUCCACUGUUGUGGUGACUAAUAACGUGUUCAGCUGGCAAGAGGCAUGUCGAGGGGGAACAAAAUCCACCUUUUUUCCCUCUGACUCACUCGGUGACAUGCAGGAGGGAUGAACUCCUGACCUUUGAGUCUUGCAAAAACACACAAAUAUACUAUUAAAGCAAAGGAAAUAUACUUCACUGCCUAAAAAGCCCCUUAAAACAAGUGUUAGUUUCAAACCUGCCAAACAUACAAAUGAAACGCUCUUAAAAUAUACAGUUGCCAUUUUUCUUUCGUUAUGCGCGUUUUCAUGUUCUGUUUUGUUUUUCUCUCUCUGACAAAAUUAUCUACAAUACUGCCAUUUUUUUUUUAGUGACUGUCUGAGUAUUGGAAAGCCAUAGGUUAGAGAUGUCAAAAUGCAAAACUGUUAUUGAUCUGUGAGAUGUGAUGCAGAGUGCUCCCGGGUGUAGUUGUUUUUUUUUGUUUUUUGUUCAGUUAAUGUUCAAUUCUCUCCUUAUUGUGCAAUCAUAUUGCCAAAGAAUGAUUUCAAGACCUAUUUCAUCACUACAUGUAAAUAUCAACGUUGUCCAAUACCGUGGCAAAAAAUAUAUAAAUGUUGUUUUAUUUUGUUUUCCAUUUUCUGAAAAACUGCAAUGAUGUUUAUGUGAUGUAUUGUCUUCCAGUUGGUUGCAAUAAUAAAAAAUACAAGUUGCAGAAGA
Trematomus bernacchii (emerald rockcod) is the source of this 5613-nucleotide messenger RNA. RefSeq names its product forkhead box protein N3-like. The coding region runs from base 413 to 1864 and encodes 483 amino acids. NCBI's taxonomy places the organism in Eukaryota, Metazoa, Chordata, Actinopteri, Perciformes, Nototheniidae. Gene Ontology annotation, cellular component: nucleus. Gene Ontology annotation, molecular function: DNA-binding transcription factor activity; cis-regulatory region sequence-specific DNA binding. The record is from RefSeq and is a predicted model, not a curated record. Gene Ontology annotation, biological process: regulation of DNA-templated transcription. The transcript is spliced from 6 exons.